This is a messenger RNA of Erythranthe guttata (spotted monkey flower), 2673 nucleotides long. Its product is annotated as putative protein phosphatase 2C 23. NCBI's taxonomy places the organism in Eukaryota, Viridiplantae, Streptophyta, Magnoliopsida, Lamiales, Phrymaceae. Gene Ontology annotation, molecular function: protein serine/threonine phosphatase activity. Gene Ontology annotation, biological process: protein dephosphorylation. The record is from RefSeq and is a predicted model, not a curated record.
CCACAUAUUCCUAUAGUAAUAUAUUGCAACUCCAUUCUCUUCAAACCCCACACGCAUAAGAAAAAGGGAAAAUGAAGGAACAUAUACAUACACAUAUACAUACAUACAUUACAUACACACUCGAUUUAACUAUUUGAUAUUUGUUAUUAGUCAACGCCCUCAGCCCACCAAAUACCAAUAGAGCAUCGAAUGCUAAACAAAAACUAAAAUUUAAUCUCAACCUUCCCACCCCCCUUCAAAAGUCAACUCUCUCUCUCUCUCUCUCUCUCUUUCUCUCUCUGCAUUUAUCUUCUCCUCAUCUGUCCUCUUCUCUCUUCUCCAUCUCCAAUAUCAAAUCAUAAAUUUCAAUCCCAACCAAUUUUCAACCUCUCUCUCUCUCUCUCCAUCUCCCCUGGAGCAAACAAAAAAGAGAAAAGGGAAAAAAAAUUGAGUCUUUGCUUUGGAUUUCUGGGGAGAAAAAAUGGGAAACGGAAUCGGAAAGCUGAGUAUAUGCUUCGCCGGAGACGCCGGAGAGAUUUCCAGGCGAAGAAACGACGUCGCAGUGUGCUCAUCUGACCCUCUAGACGAGGGAUUGGGCCACUCCUUCUGCUACAUACCGCAAGACCCACUCCACAAAACCCAAUCCCUCGACGAUUCCUCCGCCGCCGUCGCCGCCCCACAGAAUCCGGCCCCGUUCCGGACCAUCUCCGGCGCCUCCAUCUCCGCCAACAACUUCACCCCUCUCUCAACAAACCCCUUUCCGUACAACACCUCCGCCCCACUCGAUAAGGCUUCCGCUUUCGAAAGCUCGAAUUUUUUCUCCUCAAUCCCACUCCAACCAAUCCCAAGAAACUCUUUCUCCACAGUGAAAUCCGGCCCGAUCCUCAGAAGUUCGGUUCCAGGAUCCGGCCCGAUAGAGCGCGGGUUCCUAUCCGGCCCGAUCGAACGUAGCUUCAUUUCGGGCCCGUUGGAGAACCAGUUCGAUCAUUUGCAGAGGUACAGGCCUAAAUCCAAGAAACGCGCUCUAAUCAAGAAUUUGAAAAGGGUGAUGUCGAAAUCUUUCUGGGGUUUUUCGAAAGAGUCGAGGAGUAUCGAGAACGAGCAGCAAAACAACGUCGUUUUGGCUAGUGUGAGCAACAGUGGCAAUAGCAGCACAAUUACCAGCAACACUUUGAGCAGUGAUAUGAGCUUAAUCGACGAGAACGACGACGUAGGCAACGAAUCUUUCGGUAGUCAAAACGUGCAGUGGGCACAGGGGAAAGCAGGCGAAGAUCGAGUCCACGUAGUGAUAUCCGAAGAACACGGAUGGGUUUUCGUCGGGAUUUACGACGGAUUCAACGGUCCCGAUGCAACCGAUUUUCUCUUGAACAAUCUUUACUCGAAUGUCUACAAAGAGCUCAAAGGGUUGUUGUGGUGCGAAAAGAGCGAAUCUUGCGAGAACACGGUUAACAGCUCGUCGUUUAUGUCCAAGAGUUUGGAUUGUAAAGAAAGGGUCGAAUUGGACAGGAAAUUGAGGGAGAAAUUGAGCAACAUGGAUUGUAAUAACAAUACUACGACUGCGACGGUCAAUCACUUGGGAGUAUUGAAAGCGUUAUCCGAAGCGUUGAGAAAAACGGAAGCUUCGUAUUUGGAGAUCGCUGAUAUGAUGUUAAUGGAGAAUCCCGAGCUCGCAUUGAUGGGAUCUUGUGUAUUGGGUAUGGUGAUGAAGGGGGAUGAUGUUUAUUUAAUGAACGUCGGUGAUAGUCGCGCAGUUUUGGCUCAUAAUAAAUCGGAUAACGAUUCGCAGUUUGGGAAGAUGAAGAACGAUGACGAAGAAUUGCUGUACGGUUAUGAAUACGAAAACGUUCAUCAUUUGAGUUCUUGCCAGCUCACUAUGGAUCAUAGUACAUCUGUUAAAGAGGAAGUAAGAAGGAUUAAAAAUGCGCAUUUAGACGAUGCUGCUGCGGUGAUCAACGAUAGGGUUAAGGGUUCGUUGAAAGUGACGAGGGCUUUCGGUGCCGGUUAUCUCAAACAGCCGAAAUGGAACAAUGCGCUUUUGGAGGUGUUCAGAAUCGAUUACGUCGGAAACUCGCCGUAUAUUACGUGUUCGCCAUCACUUUGCCACCACAAAUUAGACCCAAACGACAAAUUCUUGAUACUGUCUUCAGAUGGGCUGUAUCAGUACUUCACAAAUCAAGAAGCUGUUUCGGAAGUUGAAGUAUUCAUCUCGACUUUCCCCGAAGGAGAUCCAGCUCAGCAUCUCGUCGAAGAAGUUCUUUUCCGCGCCGCCAAAAAAGCCGGUAUGGAUUUUCAUGAACUGCUAGACAUCCCACAAGGGGACCGAAGGAGGUACCAUGACGAUGUCUCGAUUAUCAUUAUUUCUUUCGAAGGAAGGAUAUGGCGUUCUUCCGUGUAAUAACUAUUAGCUUUUUAGGAAGAGAUCAAUCGAAAUAUAGGCGAAAAUACACACAAAGUUUUUAUUUAUUUAUUAUUAUUACUAUUAUUAUACUUGUAGAAUGAAAAAAAACUAGAUUAAGUUUUUAAAGAGUCAUGGCGUAUGAUAGCAAACUGUGUGUGAUAUUAUUACCAGUUGUCGAGGAUUGUAAAUACCGAUAAACCCCGCUCAAUCAAGUUCUUCUUGCAUGCCCUUCCUGGGAAUUUUGUAUCUUCCGAUGAAUUUUAAAUAUACAGACCAGCCGGUCGAAUUCUUUCGUU